AUGAAGCUAACUCCACAGAUUCUCCGAAAUGCUACCCGCAUGAUAAAUCCCGAAGGGAAGUUAACUUUACUUCUCCGAAAUCUUGAGUUGACCUAUAUUGAGAAUCUCGAGCUCACAACGGACGAUAUUAACGUCAUAGAUUUGACAAACAAUGACAUUGGUGAAUUAUCGGGAGUCCCGACACUUUCAAACUUAGAAGUACUAUUGUUAGGUAACAAUAACAUCAGCAGCAUUGAUGAAAAUGGCUCUUUGCCAUCUUUGCACUCUCUCCUGCUAAUAAACAACAACAUAAGGACAUUCUCAGAACUAGGAAAGUUGCGCCAUUUUGGACAAAUUCAAACCCUCCUAAUGAUGGGGAAUCCAAUCAGUACCGACAAGAGGUACCGGCCGUUCCUCAUCUGGCUUCUUCCGUCCUUGAAAGUGCUCGAUUGCGAGAAAGUGAAGUCUGCUGAAAGAACAGCGGCGGCCACACUAUUUGGCGCUUCUUUCGAAGAAGCCAAUGCCUUAGCUUUGCAGCUAAUGAAUGGGGAAGAUACUUCUGUGGAAGUAAACAAAGAAGCGUCGAAGGGAGAACGAUUAAUGACUACAACGGUGAAGAAACUCAGCGCCGAGGAAAAGGCGAAGCUCAUUGCAGAGUUAGAAAAAGCCGAGUCCAUGGAAGAAAUCGAACGAAUCCAAACCGCAUUGAAGAACGGCUACGUUGGGUGA
Messenger RNA from Clavispora lusitaniae ATCC 42720, 708 nucleotides. It is a transcript of the gene LEA1, whose product is annotated as U2 snRNP complex subunit. The record is from RefSeq and is a predicted model, not a curated record. Gene Ontology annotation, molecular function: protein binding; U2 snRNA binding. Gene Ontology annotation, cellular component: U2 snRNP. Gene Ontology annotation, biological process: mRNA splicing, via spliceosome. NCBI's taxonomy places the organism in Eukaryota, Fungi, Ascomycota, Pichiomycetes, Serinales, Metschnikowiaceae.